CCCCCGAGCACAAACACAACAAGCUGCCUUCUUUCCACCAUCCCGUUGACAGUCGCAUGCAUGGGAAUCUCUCGUUAACGACGUUCGCCCCCACAACCGAUCCUGGCGCCACGCCCCCCAGAGCCGGAGAACACCCAUCCCUCGGGAGCUCCCGCCCCAUGUUGUUACCGGCGAUCUUGACCUAGUCUAUGACGACGCUGCUCUCGAGAACCAACAGAUCCGGCAACAAUUGGCCCCAGACUUCACAACUUGUAAAGCAGAUGAGCACCCUGGUCAGGAAUCAUCGGAGAUCUGUCGGGAGGGCAAACCGGCAGUGUCUUUUGCCUGGUACUCGAGGCUAGUUGCCUAGUUUUGGAUGUGACGUCUCGGGUCGCCGCAUCACCCCCGCGGUACUAAUAUGUCUGCUAUAUAUUUAAGCAGAGUAAUAACGCAUUCCCGCCCGCGUUACUCCAAUUUCUUGAAGCCAAGUUGUUAAACUCAGUGCGUGAUUGAUCCAGCUUGGGACUUACAACUUACAAGUGUCUGUCUUUUCUCGGCAACAGCAACUUCAACCCGCAUUAUCUUCCAGCCAGCAACGAACAUCUCACGAUGUCGUCCUCCCGCGCCCCCCUCUUCGACAAGACCCGCGCCCUGGGCGAGAUCGCACGCCCCCGCCGGCCCCGUGUGAUCGUCACAGGCGGCUCGGGAAAGCUCGGGCGCGCCGUGGUGAACCUGCUGGCAGAGUCGUGGGAGGUGAUCUCGCUGGACAUCAGGCGGCCGCCCACGGCGUCCGAGGACGGCAAGUCGGGGCUGGGCGGGGCCUACCGGCUGGUCGAGGUCGACCUGGAGGACAUGGGCGCGGUGCUGGAGACGUUCAUCUCGACGGACAUGGCGUACGGCAGCGUGGGCGGGCCCGGGGUCGACGCCGUGGUGCACCUGGCCGCGCUGCCGUCCCCGGGGCAGACCAACUCGAGCCGGCAGUUCCGCACCAACACCAUGAGCACGUACAACGUCCUCGAGGCGGCGCGCAAGCUCGGGGUCCGCAACGUCGUGCUGGCGAGCUCCGAGACGCUCAUCGGCAUCCCGCUCGCCGAGGACGGCGGCGGCCACGAGCCCGCCAGCCUGCCCAUCACCGAGGACCACGAGCGCCGGCCCGAGAGCGCGUACUCGCUCAGCAAGCUCGUCGGCGAGGUCCUGGCGGAGCAGUACGUGCGGUGGGACCCGGAGCUCAGGGUCGUCUCCCUGCGGUUCUCCAACGUCAUGAGCCCCUCCGACUACCUCGACUUUGAGGACUGGCAGGACGAGCCGGCCAGGAGGAGCUGGAAUGCCUGGGGGUACAUUGACGCGCGCGACGGGGCCCAGGCUGUUGCGAAGAGCCUUGAGAAGAAAGGCGCGGGACACCACCAGUAUCUCAUUGCUGCUUCAGACACCUGCAUGCGGACCAAGAAUGAGGAUCUGGUCAGGGCUUGUUUCCCGAACAUCAAGUAUACGCCUACGAAGGGGGAGAGGGACACGCUGUUGAGUAUUGAGAAGGCGAGGAGUGAGCUUGGGUACGAUCCGAAGUAUACGUGGGAGGCUCAGGUCCAGAAGUCAAGUUAGGGUGGUGAUGGCGCGGGCAGCAGGGCGAUUCUGUGUAUUUUGAAAAUAAUUAGUAGUGGCUGUCAUAGUGCGCGGGGCAAUUCACUUCAAAAUGCAAGACUUGCGUGGCAGAGCAAGAAUA
Messenger RNA from Diaporthe batatas, 1699 nucleotides. RefSeq lists its product as uncharacterized. The transcript has a single exon. NCBI's taxonomy places the organism in Eukaryota, Fungi, Ascomycota, Sordariomycetes, Diaporthales, Diaporthaceae. The record is from RefSeq and is a predicted model, not a curated record. The coding region runs from base 589 to 1578 and encodes 329 amino acids.